AAGCAGUUGAAAGGAAAUGGCUCACAAUGGUAAAGCUUCUGAGGACCAUGGAUAUGAAGGCAUUGAUGUGAUGAUCGAGAUAAAAGUGAAAACUAUGGAUUCUCGGACCCACAAUUUGCGCAUUAGCAAUCAGAGGAAAGUACGGAAUUUGAAAGAAGACAUAGCUCUUUUGAUUGGGAUGCCAGUGGAACAACAACGUCUAAUUUAUUGUGGAAAAUUUUUAAAAGACGAUCAACUCAUUUCUUCAUACAAUGUUCAACAUGGUGAUACUUUGCAUCUCGUUUGCAAUGUUCCGAGCAUGUCAUCCGAUGGUAGUUCAUCCAGUCGCCUAGGUGCUAACCAUAGCACAGGUACUGAUGGGAUCUCGCCAGGUACUCAACAGGGGGUUCUCUACCGUUAUGCUAUCUGUCAAAAUAUAAAUACUUCCUCCAUCUCAUUUGUUACUGUUUCAGGAGUUGAUUUUUUACUCUGA
Messenger RNA from Lycium ferocissimum, 472 nucleotides. Its product is annotated as ubiquitin-like domain-containing protein CIP73. Gene Ontology annotation, cellular component: BAT3 complex. The coding region runs from base 17 to 472 and encodes 151 amino acids. NCBI's taxonomy places the organism in Eukaryota, Viridiplantae, Streptophyta, Magnoliopsida, Solanales, Solanaceae. The record is from RefSeq and is a predicted model, not a curated record. Gene Ontology annotation, molecular function: misfolded protein binding; polyubiquitin modification-dependent protein binding. The transcript has 5 exons.